AGCUAGCGCCCAUCAUUCAGCCCAGGACAGAAAGAGAGGGAUCAUCACCCGUGUCCUUGUAGAGAAAUAGAGAAAAGAGGAAGCAUGACCAUUCCAUGGAGGACAGGUGUCAUGCUGAUGUUCUUUUCUUCUGCAGAGGCUUCAUUGAAUGAACCGGUCAUCUGCUACAUACUGGACGGAGUCCUGAUUCUCUACUCCAUCAUCACCACCGUUCUAUUCUUCAAAGUGAAGUGGGGCCAGUCUGUAACUGAACCUGUGGAGGACUGCACAUAUGCAGAACUCCUGACGGGUACUAUUGCUGACGACUAUGAGGAUCUAAGGACUGACCAGACUGCAGCUACUAGACGGAAGCGCAGACAGGAAGCUAGUAGCGACACAUACCAGGCUCUCCAGAUAAAUAAUGAUGGGCGUGAGGUCUACCAGGUGAUCGAGUCCAAGGGGAGGACUCGCAAGAAGGACAAGAAAGCCAAGGUCCCCCAGCCUCUCAGUGCAAACACCCAGACUCAGACCCGGCCCUCCGCCACCUCCAAACCGAUCUGACCCAGUCAGCCCUCGGCACGGAGGCAGCUGUUUACUCCACUGGCAGGUCUCCCCUGCACUGAUCCCACAGUCAGCUUAUAUCUCUGAAGAUAACAGUAUAGAAGGUUAUCUGCUUUCUGGCUAUAGCAGUGUUCUACUCUUGAGCUCAACUCCCUGCCCUGUUAUUGCAUGUUACAAAUCAGCAGAAAAGUGUGCAUGUCUUAUCUAUGUUUAUUGACCGCUUUCUGUGCCCUUUAUGGCUGUAUGUGGUAAUGUUGAUAUUUUGACCAUAAUAAAAAACAGUACACGUUCCAAUGUUAAAACACUUGGAAAAUGGUUUAAUGAUGUUUACAACUAAAGAGAACUGUACAGUUACAGUAAAAUAUUGUUUAUAUAUAUAUAUAAACAAAUAAAAUACAGCAGACAAAUGCAUCAAAUCUA
Salvelinus sp. IW2-2015 is the source of this 960-nucleotide messenger RNA. Lineage: Eukaryota; Metazoa; Chordata; Actinopteri; Salmoniformes; Salmonidae. The record is from RefSeq and is a predicted model, not a curated record.